Xenopus tropicalis (tropical clawed frog) is the source of this 2493-nucleotide messenger RNA. It is a transcript of the gene sar1a, whose product is annotated as secretion associated, Ras related GTPase 1A. NCBI's taxonomy places the organism in Eukaryota, Metazoa, Chordata, Amphibia, Anura, Pipidae. Gene Ontology annotation, cellular component: lysosomal membrane; endoplasmic reticulum membrane; Golgi cisterna membrane. The record is from RefSeq and is marked provisional. Gene Ontology annotation, biological process: intracellular protein transport. Gene Ontology annotation, molecular function: GTP binding; GTPase activity; G protein activity.
GCGGUAUCUACACUCUUACUAUCCAGAGAGUGUUGAAGGCCCCGGGCCGGGAGACGCCGCCACCGGGAACAAAACGGGGAGAAGCCGAGAAACAAGAGAAGGAUAAACAUUCAGAAAUGUCUUUCAUAUUUGAGUGGAUUUAUAACGGCUUCAGCAGCGUGCUGCAGUUUUUAGGAUUAUACAAGAAGUCUGGGAAGCUAGUGUUUUUAGGCUUGGACAAUGCUGGAAAAACCACACUGCUACAUAUGCUAAAAGAUGACAGGCUCGGUCAGCAUGUUCCUACACUACAUCCAACAUCAGAAGAGCUGACCAUUGCAGGGAUGACCUUUACCACUUUUGACCUCGGUGGACAUGAGCAAGCUCGUCGUGUUUGGAAGAAUUAUCUGCCUGCAAUCAAUGGAAUUGUCUUUCUUGUGGACUGUGUAGAUCAUGGGCGCCUUAUGGAGUCUAAAGUUGAGCUCAAUGCACUCAUGACAGAUGAAACAAUAUCUAAUGUGCCAAUCCUCAUCCUGGGGAACAAAAUUGACAGACCAGAAGCAAUCAGUGAGGAAAAACUGAGAGAAAUCUUUGGAUUAUAUGGACAGACCACAGGAAAAGGUAAUGUGCCACUGAAGGAUCUAAAUGCUCGCCCAAUGGAGGUGUUUAUGUGCAGUGUGCUCAAGCGGCAAGGAUAUGGUGAAGGUUUCCGUUGGCUGUCCCAGUACAUUGACUGAAUUUUCCCUCCUCCCCCACUACUUCUUUCCUUUCCUUGGAUCGGCAAGAAAAUAAAAACAAGGUUAUGCUGAGUUCGACUCCUCUGGACUUUAUCCUGACGGACUUCUCUUUCAGAGUGAGGCAGACUCACACAGGCAGUGAUUAACACAGUGCAACAACCAGGAGUCUUGUGGGGAAACUUCGCUCUGAUCAAGAGUUAAUUGAUUUCAACAGAAAACAAGUCUAUUUUUUAAAGAAUGUCCAUGUAAACUGUGCCCCUUCAGCUUUUUUUUUUUUCUUUUAAAUCACUUUGUUUGGUCCAGAGUUUGUAUUAGGCUUUUUUUUUUUUUAAUCUACAUAUUUAAUGGUAUUUAGAUAUUUCACAACAACAAUGCUGAACCAAGUUUCAUGACAUUAGAAGUCCGCAAUAAACAUACUUUUGCGCUGGCAUGCUCUUCAACAAUGGUUUUGCUUUGGCAGCCUGGCUGAUGUCUGAUUGGUGGUGGGGUAUAAAAAGGGAGCCUCAUCAGGAGUUGACACUUUUACAUUUUUGGUUUUUGCUGAAUGGAGUGAAAGUGAGAGAGGUCAUUAAAAUAACACUUACUACUAUGUUUUUAUUCUUGUGCCCGAUCUGGGUAUAUAGGUGCAUAAAUUAGUCCUAACCGUUAAUACACAUAUUUGCCUGGUCUUUAAUGUAGUAUAUCUCCAAAAGUAUAAAAUAUAUAAGGGUGCAUGCCCUCUGAAGGAACUGUAUAUUAUGAGUAGUUUAUUAUUUUGUAUUACCCUUAAAGCAGUCUUAUAGUGGCCUUGUAGCCACCGGGUUACCCAAAAGUGGCAAUUUAUAAAGAAUAUGCUGUAAAGUAAAAAAUAAAUCUUUGAUUCUCCCAUUGAUACAUUUUUUCAAUAUGUAGCCUAGAGGCUAGGCAAGAGGUGCGCAGAGCAGUGUCUACUUCUAGUGAACCUAUCCUCAGUUGUACCAGGUCAGGUACAUUGUGACACUGCUGUUUCAGUGCCAUGGGUAAUUUAAAUGAAAUACCUUCAGUUGUGAGAAAGUACACAUUGCUGUAUUUUAUGUACACAACCCUUCCCUCUAGUCAAUUUUUUUUUUUUUUUCAAAAGCACAUAAGAGCAUACUGUGCAGAGCAGUUUGUAGACAUGCGUUGAUGUCAGCUGGUCAAAUGCUACCUUUUGAGCAGGAAAGGCUUAGAUGUGCUUGCAGCAGUUUUCAAAUGCCAUGGGUCAAUUAGUUGCCAUAUUGCAAAUUUGACGGAUAGAUUAUUAGAACAUGAUGUCCUACAAAGAAGCCUGUGGAGCCCUUUAGAAGACUGGGUGACAUAAAAUUCCCAUGAAGGGCCUGAUCAGGCUAGUGGACCUCCUUUUGGACAGUCAUGGUCUUGACAAAGAAUUCAAACUUUGUUGUUUUGGUUACAUAUAUUUUCUUCGGAUAGUUAGGGCUAUGUUGAUUUAGAAUACUAGAAGGGGGAUGGAGUAAUAGCUUCUUGCAAACUGGUAAAGAAAUUUCAUUGCUAACUUUUUACAAAUGAGGGAUAAUUUAAUUCUAAUAUGAUGGUAUUAACAUACAUAUAGGUAAGGAUAUUUCUUUGGCAAGACAAAACCCACUUCUGUCCAUCUAUUCCCUGUAUAUGGACUUGAAUGCAAGAAUAUUUUGAUGUAUGAAAAUACUCUGUGUAACAUAAACCAUCCUGUGCUUCACAAUAAAGCCCUGGUUUUCUUUGCUUGCCAGCAUUUAAUUUGCAACACGUUUAUCUAGAACUCCAAUAAAAUGGUCAUGUGAUAAUA